AUCAUGAGGUGGAAGGAACUGCCCAAGGAGCUCAGAGACAGAAUUGUGGGCAAGGCACAGAUCUGGCCAAGGUUACUAAAGAAUUUCUGCAGCACUCAAGGUUCCUAAGAACACAGUGGCCUCCAUAAUCCUUAAAUGGAAGAAGUUUGGGACAACCUCAACUCUUCCUAGACGUGGCCGUCCAGCCAAACUAAGCAAUCGUGGGAGAAGAGCCUUGGUGAGAGACGUAAAGAAGAACCCAAAGAUCACUGUGGCUGAGCUCUGGAGAUGGGAGAUGAUUCCACAAAGUCGACUAUGACUGCAGCCCUCCAACAGUCGGGGUUUUAUGGCAGAUUGGUCCGACAGAAGCCUCUCCUCAGUGCGAGAGAUAAGAAAGUCUGCAUUGAAUUUUCCAAAAAACACAUGAAGGACUCCCAGACUGUGAGAAAUAAGAUUUUCUGGUCUCAUGAGACCAAGACUGAACUUUUUGGUGUUAAUUCUAAGUGGUAUGUGUGAAGAAAACCAGGCACUGCUCACCACCUGCCCAAUGCAAUCCCAACAGUGAAACAUGGUGGUGGCAGCAUCAUGAUGUGGGGGUGUUUGUCAGCUGCAGGGACAGGACGACUGACUGGUUUCAAUUGAAGGAAAGAUGAACGCGGCCAAGUAUAGAGAUAUCCUGGAAAAAAAACCCUCUUCCAGAGUGCUCAGGACCUCAGACUGGGCCGAAGGUUCACCUUCCAACAAGACAAUGACCUUAAACACACAGCUAAAAUUACAAAGGAGUGGCUUUGUAACAACUCUGUGACCAUUCCUGACUGGCCGGAAUCUGCAAAAAUGUCCACAUCUUGUUUUUUUCUGUCAAGAUGGCGUGCUGAGUGUACAUUAAGAAAUAAAAAUAACUUUUUUAAAAAUUAUUCUAGCAAAUAGCUGCAAUGAAACAUCUAUCCAUCCAUUUUCUACCGCUUGUCCCUUUUAGGGUCACAGGGGGCUGGAGCCGGCCGCACUCUGGCGGAAGGCAGGGUACCCGCUGGACAAGUGGCCACCUCCCACACAGAUAGACAACAUUCAAACUCACAUAGUGUUGCCAAUCAGCUUAUCCCCAUGCAGCGGCCUUUGGAGGUGGAAGGAAGCCGGAGUACCCGAAGGGAACCCAUGCAGUCACAGGGAGAAUAUGCAAACUCCACACAGAAAGACCUAGAGACCGGGAGUUGAGCCUACUACCAUCUUAUUGUGAGGAUGUGUGCUUGAAAGUGCACUGACGGAGGUCAAACAUGGAAGCUGAGUGGAACUGCAGCUUCCAAUGUGAAUCACCACUCUGUCUCAUCCACUCAGAAGUCAACAGGCAGGAGAGCAUAGAGGUGAUGUACAGACUGUGCACUCUCAGCAAGAUGACCGCGGAUCCUCCGAGGCGCUCCCUCUCACCUGUGCUGAGCGCCGUGGUGUGGACGCUGCUCUCCUGCGGCAUCGUGCUGGCCUUUUGCUUCCUGCUCUUCACCCUGCGCUUCAAAAACAACAGGAUUGUCAAGAUGUCCAGUCCCAACCUGAAUGUCCUGAGUCUCUUUGGAAGCAUCCUGACCUACAGCAGUGGCUUCCUGUUCGCUACGGAUGGCCGAUCACACCCGCAAAUGGAAGCGUCGACGGCAGUGCUUCAUGCUCAGGUUUGGACUCUCUGUCUCGGCAGCACAAUGGUGUUUGGACCUAUUUUGGGGAAAACGUGGAGACUGUACAGGGUGUUCACUCAGAGAGUGCCUGACAAGAGAGUGAUCAUUCGAGACAUCCAGCUGAUGGCUAUGGUUGCCCUCCUGCUCCUGAUGGACCUGCUGGUUCUUACUGCCUGGAACCUCACGGAUCCGAUUCGUUGUUCUCAAUCAGUCACUGCGGUGGUGAAGAUGUUGGAAAAAGACAUAUCCUACUCUUUGUCUCAGCUUCAUUCCUGUUCAUCUGUGAACUCGCAUCUUUGGUGCAUCAUUAUAGCUGUUAAAAAGGGUUGUCUCCUCCUCUAUGGAACAUAUCUAGCCGGCCUGACCAGCAAUGUCAGCCACCCUCCGGUCAACCAGUCUCCCACCAUCCUAACCGCUGUCACUUUGGUGGCCCUCUGCUCCACUGUGGUCAUCCCCGUGUCCGUCUUCAUGCAGGGUUGGCCCAAUUUGGUUUACAGCACUGUGGGUGGAGCCAUUUUCAUCUGUACGCUGGCCACCAACUGCAUGUUGUUUGUUCCUCAGCUGGCUGAGUGGCGGAACUUUGAAGAGGAUCAGAACAACCCGGGUCAGAUGGCCAAGUAUUUCAGCAGCCCCAGUAAGAGCCAGCCUUCAGUGUACAGCCAGGACGACAUCUAUUUCCUGUUGGGGGAGAACAACUCCAUGAAAAAACUGCUCAAUGAGAAGAACGCGGUGAUUGACAGCUUGCAGGAGCAGGUGAACAACGCCAAAGAUAAACUUCUACGUCUGGUAUCAGCCAGCAGAGGGGAUGUGGACUCCACAAAUCUCCCCUCCUCCUCCACUCAGACCACAGAACUUCAAUCCUGUAACCUUCCAGCUUCUCCACCUCAGAGGGACAACAAGUCCAGACUCUCACACGUGUCCGUUUUACCUUGUUUUAUUGAUGCUGACCAUCCAGGGUCUUCUGAGCUCGUCCCUCCAUCAAGCUCCAUAACUCCUCCUGCAGCCCACUCUCCUGUCCUGGGUGGGUUGGUUGUAGAUCCACGUAAGUCCACAGCAGAGGAUGCAGGAUUACUUAGGACAGCAGAGGAGACUGCUCACUUUGUCACUUCAGUCCAAUCGCGUAGAUUGUUAAACCCUUGUGAGGUUGAAACCUUAAGCAACUGCCCAACAUCCCCCUUGGGACCAAGCACCCGACCAACUGGUUUUGUUAGUAGCGAGAAGUUGCAGGAGAUCCUUCAAGAACUUAAUGUGGAAACAGUCUUGUCCAGAAGGCCUUCUCACAUCAAAUUCAUACAGGACUCCUCGCUUUCCCCAAUCUCCUUCCAGACACCCCGCUCCCCGAACCCUACUUUAGUCUUCCACUACCCCAGCAUAUCCCCCUACGCCAUGAGGAAACGUCGGCCACCCUUUCAUUCGCCGAGACGUGGUGUGGCCCCAGCUUGUCUCUACACAAAGGCUGCUAGCUGUAGGCGGACGAGAUACACCAGCGGGGCCCAGAAUCAAAGCAAGCAUCCUGAAGGAGUGAUCCUAAAUGGGGGAGUCACAAUGGGUAGUACCCUCCGGGUUCCUCUUGAGGUGCAAGUGCAGGAUAAAGAAAGCUUGGCAUCAAGGCCUGAUAUAGAUACCUGUGAUAUAAACAUGGGCAGCGAUGCCAGGCAGAACUGUGAAGAAAGGAUGGACCCUUGCCACCACUGGGACUCAGACUCGAGCAGCUCAACAGACUACUGCUUCUACCACCGACCGUACUGUGACUCCUGCUUGCAGAGAGGCUCGAUUUUGUCCUCAGACUCCUCCUCAGACAGCGAGUAUGAAGGUUACAGCCUCUACCGCGCUCCACAUCCUGUUGUGUUCAAGGAAGACCUCAAACCAACACUUGUGUAAACAGGACUUUGAGGCACCAUUUAGUUCAAAUGAUCCUUAAGGACAACUUUAACAACAAGUAAGUUAAACUUCAUUUAACUUAGUGAAAUCAAUUUGACUGCAGUGGGAUAUGUUAUUUAACGGUGCAAAACAGUAUUUCCAAAAGGUGAAUACACCACUCACAUUUCACAACAAUUGUAUUAUAUCUUAGGGACAAUACUGUAAAAAUACAACUUGGAUAAAACUUACAGUAGUCAGUGUCCAGGUUAAAAAGCUGAUAGAUUUAAAAUAUAACACCACAUGUUGCAGUAAGUACCACAACCACAGUUUCCUAAUGCACUCAGGCAGCUGCAGACCAUAAACAAGACACAAUUAACGUACUUCUUACUUGCCAGAUAUUUUGACAACAAUGGCGGUUUGUUGGAUACUAAAUCACUGCUGCUAUUCAAGAUGUAUACUGACUACUCUAAAGUAUAUCCAAGUUGAAUUUGUGCCUUAGGAAGAUAUGCUGUAAUGAAAUGCACCUUUUGUGAUUUACCGUAUAUGCACAGCUGUGUUUAUUUUAUACAUUUAACAGACAUCGAGCUCUGAAUACCCAACAGUACACCUGCAUUAUCUAAUGACAGGAGUUGUAUCAAAAAUGUUGCCUUCAUAUGGAUAAUAAUAUGCUAACUAAAAUAUUAGGAACCGUUCUCAUUUUGAUGCAGACGACAACCACAAUAAUGAACACCUCAGCAUUAUUACGAUACGGCUCUUAUGACAGAUCUCAUUGGAUUAUGCAGGGGUAAGGGACGGCGUGGCGAAGUUGGUAGAGUGGCUGUGCCAGCAAUCGGAGUGUUGCUGGUUACUGGGGUUCAAUCCCCACCUUCUACCUCCCUAGUCACAUCCGUUGUGUCCUUGGGCAAGACACUUCACCCUUUGCCUCUGAUGGCUGCUGGUUAGCGCCUUGCAUGGCAGCUCCCGCCAUCAGUGUGUGACUGUGUGUGUGAAUGGGUAAAUGUGGAAAUACUGUCAAAGCGCUUUGAGUACCUUGAAGGUAGAAAAGCGCUAUACAAGUAUAACCCAUUUAUCAUUUAUUUACUUUAUAUUUAUGUUGGGGCUGGUGAGUGUGUUUUGCAUAUUUACAUAUAUUUUGUUUUUUAUUGACAAAUGAAACUAUUUAAAAAUACACUGGUUAGUGACAUUACAUUGUCAGACUUGACGAUGAAGAAUUUAAGGAACGCUAUAUUUAUUGUGUUAUUUAUUUUUACAAGUUGCUUUCUAGAUCACUUUAGUAAUGUUGUGAUUCAUUUAAAAAUGUGUUUUAAUGUACAACUAGAGUGUUUUAAUUUAUUGGUCUUCUUGUGACAAACACUUCAAGCACAUGAUGUGAGCAUGAGGUGAAUACUCCAUAUUUCUACACUCAAAAUGUUUUGUCUGUAUGUUGGACUAAAAGGGCACAAAGAGACCCCACUGGCCCUCAAACACUUCUCUUUCUUACAUGUUGAUUUUCUUCUCUCUUACUGAUUGCAUGACGAGCCAAACACAAAGUUUAGACACUUAAUUCAUGCCACUGAGUUGCCCAAAGGCAGUAACCAGUCUGGUUUUUAUAUCCGAGUCUGUGCUGCUUCGCUUUAUGCCUCAUUUUAUUACAAUUUAAUCACACCCUAAUUGCUUUGACAGUGAGGGGCCUUUACAAGACCAAUAUAAAGAACCAAUACAUAAUUUACACACUAAUUUGUCUGUACAACACAGCAAUUUCAGGUUAUUUUGUUGUCUUUUCUUGUAUUAUUUUUGCUCUGCUGCAGCCAUAUUUCUGGGGCACUCUUCAUUCUGCAUAUUUGAAGCACUGAAGGGCAGACUGAGUAGAGGAAUUCUCUUUGUAGAGUACAACACAAGACGAUACAAACCACACAAAAGACUCUGCCAGCUUUCAUGUGUGUGGGAGGGAAAAUCUUCCUGAAGAACUAAGAUUAGCUUGUUACACUCCGGUUUGAAGGAUACUGACUGGUCCGCUUAAUGAGAACGAGUGGCUUUAUGAAUAAAUCUGUAUUUAAUAUAAAAUACACACUGGAAUAAAAGAGGGGCGAAACAGUGUCCUGUCGGGUGAAACAAGCCUUGAGAACUGGACUGAAAUAUAACAAAUCAAGUUAACAUCACAAAAUACACA
Messenger RNA from Entelurus aequoreus (snake pipefish), 5649 nucleotides. RefSeq names its product G protein-coupled receptor 156 (gene gpr156). Bases 1251 to 3521 code for a protein of 756 amino acids. Gene Ontology annotation, cellular component: G protein-coupled receptor heterodimeric complex; membrane. Gene Ontology annotation, biological process: G protein-coupled receptor signaling pathway; gamma-aminobutyric acid signaling pathway. The transcript is spliced from 10 exons. The record is from RefSeq and is a predicted model, not a curated record. Lineage: Eukaryota; Metazoa; Chordata; Actinopteri; Syngnathiformes; Syngnathidae. Gene Ontology annotation, molecular function: G protein-coupled GABA receptor activity.